Rhinocladiella mackenziei CBS 650.93 is the source of this 4887-nucleotide messenger RNA. RefSeq lists its product as uncharacterized. The record is from RefSeq and is a predicted model, not a curated record. Bases 1 to 4887 code for a protein of 1628 amino acids. Gene Ontology annotation, biological process: regulation of ARF protein signal transduction. The transcript has 2 exons. Gene Ontology annotation, molecular function: guanyl-nucleotide exchange factor activity. Lineage: Eukaryota; Fungi; Ascomycota; Eurotiomycetes; Chaetothyriales; Herpotrichiellaceae.
AUGACCAGUUCUAGCAGUCUUGACAAUGCAGAACAGAGCCCCGAGCAUCCACGCCCCAAAGCGUCAGUCUCUCGGUCCCACUCUUCUCAAAUGCAGGCAUUUGCCUCUUCUCAGGUCGAGAUGGCUCUCGAGACUACACCCUCCAUCGCCAUCGACCCUAUCGCUCUCAUCACCACAGAAUGUAUAACGAUCACCUCGGCCAUGCGAAAGAAUGCCCGUUGGGCUCAAUCUUCUGUAUCAGCCAUCCUGGGAGGAGGUGCCUCAAGACUGCAAGAGCAGGAGUUACACCGGUCUUUUUCGCAAAGCCGCCAUGGCAGUAGAGGACCAAUGAUAUCCGACCCGGGCAAGACGAGACUCAAUGCUCCCAAUGCUUCAGACGACGAGAACUCCAGUUUGGCCAGUCGAUGGGGCUUACGUGGGAAGAAGGGCAAAAGCAUGCAGGACAAUCCUCUACUCUCAGCCUUUGCUCGUUUGAGGAGAGACCUCGCAGGCUGCAAAGACGUGACCACCGUCGACGGCCCUGAGCUGCUGCGUCCUUUCCUCCAGGUCAUACGGAGCUCUUCGACCAGUGCCACGAUUACAAGUCUAGCUGUUAUUUCGAUCACCAAAUUUUUCGCCUACAAUAUCCUAGCCAUCAAAACUCCCAGAAUUUCGCAGGCAAUGCAUCUUCUAAGCGCGGCCAUCACCCACUGUCGCUUUGAAGCCAGCGAUACGGCGGCAGACGAGGUUGUUUUGUUACGAAUAUUGAGACUAAUGGAAAAUAUCAUCUCUCGGCCUGAGGGUCAACUACUGGGAGAUGAAAGUAUUUGCGAGAUGAUGAGUACAGGGUUGAGCAUGUGCUGUCAGGCCCGCCUCUCGGAGGUUCUCAGAAGAUCGGCCGAGAUGGCAAUGGUGACCAUGUGUCAAGUUGUGUUCAGCAGACUAAAGACUUUGAAGGUGGAAGAAAUUCCAAAGACGAGGAGUCGUUCCAAUACUCGGACUACUCUCCUGAGCGCCAGCGAAGAUCUAAAAAUUGAGCCCCCGAUGACCGGAAGCGUCAUGGGCAAUGGUGAGCUAGAUCGGCCCAGUGCUGAUGUUGAAGGACAGCCCGCACCUGAAGAUGGUACCGACGCGAAGCCUACCUCCACCGCAACGCAAAAUUCUACCGCCCGAGCAGAAGAGGAUGAGUUCGAGAACGUUGAGCCCUAUGCUUUACCUUCCAUCAAGGAGCUUUUCCGAGUUUUGAUUGACCUUCUCGAUCCGCAUGACAAGACACAUACAGAUCCGAUGCGAAUCAUGGCAUUGAGAAUCAUUGACGUCGCACUGGAGGUCGCCGGACCGUCGAUAGCGAAACAGCCCACUCUAGCGGGUCUCGUUCAAGAUGACAUGUGUCGCCACUUGUUCCAGCUUGUUCGAUCUGAUAAUAUGGUUCUAUUGAACUGCUCUCUCCGGGUCGCAGGGACACUGCUAGCUACCUGUCGACAACUCCUCAAACUGCAGCAGGAAUUAUUUCUGUCAUAUUUGGUGGCAUGUCUACACCCACGGGUCGACAUCCCUCAAGAGCCUGGGAUCGAUCCUUCACUCUAUGAGGGGGUGCCGCAAGCCCCGAAAUUGGUUAAACCAGCUCCCUCGCAACCCAGCAGCGGCCGAUCGACCCCUGUUCCAAUCAAAGAUCGGCAGAAAUUAGGACUUGAAGGCGGUACCAGACGACCAGAGGCAAGGGAAGCAAUGGUGGAAAGUAUCGGCACCUUGGUUCGAAUGCCGAGUUUCAUGGCGGAACUCUUCGUCAAUUACGAUUGUGAAGUCGAUAGGCAGGACCUUUGUGAAGACAUGGUCGGACUUCUGUCGCGGAAUGCUUUCCCGGAUUCGGCAACUUGGAGUACGACAAGCGUCCCGCCUUUAUGCCUCGAUUCCUUGCUCAGUUUUGUCCAAUUUAUGGCAGAGAGGCUUGAUCAAGAGGUACCACCUGGGACGAAAGAGCGGAUAGAGAAGAUGCGCCUACAAAGAGUGAGAAAGAAGAUCAUCAAGAGUGGUGCUUCAAAAUUCAAUGACGACCCUAAAGCAGGGGUCGCCUACCUCGUGAGGAACGGCAUCAUAGAGGAUCCCGACGAUCCCUUGCAGGUGGCUCAAUUCCUCAAGGGAACUUCACACGUGUCGAAGAAAAUGCUAGGUGAAUUUCUGACGAAGAAAACUAAUGAGCGUCUACUCACCGCCUUCAUUGGUUUGUUCAAGUUUGAUGACAAGCGCAUCGAUGAGGCUCUCCGAGAAGUGCUUUCAGCCUUCCGUCUUCCUGGAGAGUCCGCUCUGAUUGAACGGGUGGUCAAUACCUUUACUGAAAAGUAUUGCUCCACUGCCGCACCAGAGGAAAUCGCGGACAAGGACGCCGCUUUCGUCCUCACUUAUGCCAUUAUCAUGCUUAAUACCGAACUCUACAAUCCAAAUGUCAAGGCGCAGAAACGAAUGUCUUUUGACGAUUUUGCCAGGAACCUGCGCGGAGUCAACGCUGGCAGAGACUUUGCACCGGAAUUGCUUCAAGAUAUCUACGACGCCAUCAAGCAGAACGAAAUUAUUCUGCCGGAUGAGCACGACAACAAGCAUGCUUUCGACUUUGCAUGGAAAGAAUUGUUGAUGAAGACCGCUGACGCCGGAUCAUUAGAACUAUGCAAUACCAAUGCAUUUGAUGCAGAGAUGUUCAAACUGACUUGGAGGCCAAUAAUUGCCACCCUCUGCUACGUUUUCAUGUCGGCUUCUGAUGAUGCUGUAUUUUCCCGAGUGGUUGUCGGAUUUGAUCAAUGUGCCCAAAUCGCAGCCAAGUAUGGCAUCACCGAGGCAUUCGAUCGUAUCGUCUACAGCGCGAGUCAAAUUAGUGGAUUGGCCGCGGAAGCACCACCAAGCACGUCAUUGAAUACAGAGGUUCAAGUUGGGAAGAAGAGAAUCAUGGUUAGUGAAAUGGCUGUGAGACUUGGAAGGGAUUUCAGAGCCCAAUUGUCCACAGUACUGCUGUUCAGGAUCUUGGCUGGCCACGAAAAUGCCGUGGGUGAGACAUGGAUAUGUGUUGUUCGGAUUUUGAGGAACCUCUUCGUCAAUUCUCUUAUCACACUACCCACCUUUGACAGGAGUAGACUCGCGGACCCGGGUGCGAUUCCGCUCCAACCUCCGUCACAAGUCAUCGAUCGAGAGGGCAGACUCGGCGAAAGUGGCAUUUUCUCGACCUUUACCUCGUAUCUUUCAAGUUACGCUGCAGAUGAUCCACCAGAGCCUUCGGAAGAAGAGUUGGAAAAUACUCUCAGUUCGGUGGAUUGUGUGAAAGCCUGUCAACCGGAUUUGGUUCUCAGACAUAUGGCCGCUCUGCCUCCUAAUCAGAUCAAGACAUUGGUCGCGGCACUAUUGUCACAAGUGGAAGAGUCAUCUCCGGUCGUGACAGUCAAGCCUGAACGACCGAUGCCAGUCACGGUCAGGGUCAAUGGACAUCGCGUACCCAAAGCUGGACCUGAAUAUGAUCCAGGCUCGGUGUUUUUGCUCGAGCUGGCGACUCAGCUGACACUCAGAGAUGAUGAAACGAUCGCAGCUGCUGGAGAAAAUUUGACCGGGUCAUUGCAAAAUGCGGUUCGGGAUGUGUCGAACUUACACCCUCUCGCCGCUUCCAGGGUUGUGCACUAUCUCUUGGAAUUGCUUCGAUACAGCUUUACCCACGACUUCAUGCGCGCUCCCGUCGUCCUUCAUGCCAUCUCCAGCUUUGACGACGCCGUUCUCGACCGCACCGCACCGACAGUCACACAAGGCCUGACCAAUACCGUCGCCAACCCAGGACCCUUACGAAACGAAAUCACAAAAUCCCCCGACUUCUGGUCCACAUUGCAACGUCUUCACCAGCACAAAACAGAAGCCGAAUCCGUCUUCGACAUCCUUGCUACGCUGGCAACGUCAAAUCCUACGGCCGUGACAUCCGAUAAUUUUGAAGCCGCAAUCGCGUUAGCGAACGAUUUCGCCUCGGCCGGCUCAAUCGGUUCGAUCCAGGAAAAGCGGCGCGACUUUGCAGCGAAGCGUGGCCACCAAGCAAAACCGGCGCGCGACGAAGAUAUUGUGGUCGUUCAGCGAGCUAAUAAAGCCAUCAGCCUGGUCUAUCAACUGAGCGACCGCGUCCCCGCCCUCAUCGAGCAAUCGCACCUCGAGCGCCAGGAGGCCUGGGCCGCGUACUGGUCCCCCGUCUUCCGCACCCUGUGCGCCCAGUGCGUCAACCCCUGCCGCGAAGUCCGGCACCGGGCCCUCUCAGCCUUGCAGCGCACUUUACUCUCCGAGUCCGUGGCAGACAACGAAACACAUACCGAAUGGACCGCUAUCUUCGACGAGGUCCUCUUCCCACUCACACUUCGCCUGCUCAAGCCCGAAGUCUACCAGCUCGAUCCGCCCGGGAUGAACGAUACCCGUGCCCAGGCCGCGAGUCUCCUGUGCAAGAUCUUCCUGCGCCACCUCGAUCGGCUCUUCGCCGUCAACCGCAUUGGCGACGUCUGGGUCAAGGUCCUCGAAUUGCUUGAUCGCCUGAUGAACGCGGGCACGGAUGCCGACGCCCUUGUCGAGGCAGUGAGAGAAGGUGUCAAGAAUGUCCUCCUCGUCAUGGAUGGGACCGGGUAUUUGGGUAGAAAUCCUCCCGCUACCACCACACCUACUGCGACAAAGACGCAAGGAAAUACGGAUCGAGAUCAAGACGACGUCCAGGUUUGGCCCGAGACCGUGUCGCGUCUGGACCGCUUCCUUCCCGGCUUGAUUCAGGAGUUGUUCCCUGACUCCCAGAUAGUGACUCCGGGCCCUGGUCAAACUUCUGUCGCCGCUGCUGCGCAAGGACAAGGUCAAGCCACCAACGCAUCGUCAAGACCCGGUAUACGCGAUGGGGAGCGAAAUAAGAUGUGA